This is a messenger RNA of Folsomia candida, 5346 nucleotides long. It is a transcript of the gene wapl, whose product is annotated as protein wings apart-like. The record is from RefSeq and is a predicted model, not a curated record. The coding region runs from base 247 to 4233 and encodes 1328 amino acids. NCBI's taxonomy places the organism in Eukaryota, Metazoa, Arthropoda, Collembola, Entomobryomorpha, Isotomidae. Gene Ontology annotation, biological process: regulation of chromosome condensation. The transcript is spliced from 11 exons.
AAAUCAAAACAGUUCACAUUCACUACUUGAAAACACAUUUUGUCCAGAAAAAUUUAAAUUUCAUCAAAUUUCAUUAAAAAAUGAAUAAUUAAAUCAAACUAGUUAUCAAUUUAUAUAAAUUUUAUCCAUUUUUAAGGAAUCUCUCGCCCUUGAAAAGUUUUGGGAAUGAGAGAGAGUGAAAAACUUGUGAAUUUAUAGUGCUCCGCUUUUUAAACGAAUAGUGAACGUUCAUCUUUUCCAUUUAAGAUGUCCAAGUAUAAGGCGUACGGAAAGUCUCGCGCCAGUUCGCGUGCUGGUCUCCAGUUCGAUAAGCUCAUUAAAGCAUGCAGCAACUCGAAGAAACCUCCCACCGCUGCGUCCCACGCGGCCGGCGCGAUAGGGCGCUUUGGUGUCGCACAGUUCACCUCGACACGGAUGUCAUGUCUGGAUUCGCAAGGCGAAGAUUAUGAACACACUACAGAAAAACCGUCCCGUUUCUCCUCCCUAAACAAGAGACCCCGCAUGGCCCCUGAACUUGCACCACCGCCCACAAUCCCACAUCUUGACCCGUUCAUCGCUGCACAUUAUCCACUCUCAUCCACAUCUUCCUCCGGAGGUGGACCCCCGCUCCUUUACCCCCAGCAACAACAGACGAUCCUAAAACCAAGAAAAUUUUUCAAAUCGCGAGGCCCCAUGGAGGUCGAAGUUGACCCUUCCAUCCCACCCAGACCAUACUAUCCGCGCUCCGACAUCUCCGCGCACCUCAACAAUUCAUCCCCUUAUCCCCCCAUUUUGUCCAGCAUCAGUCUGAACAAAGGAGGUGGUGGGGGCGACACGGCGCCUCUUUUACUCCCCCCGUCCGCCAGCUAUAAAAAAUCUCCUCCGAAAAAGAAUAAGAGAAAACAUUCGUCCCCGUCGCCAUCACCGCCGCCCCUGCAAAACUUUUCCUCGCCACCGAUCAAGCUAAAAAUUAUUAAGGACAAGGGAAAGUUCGUUUCGGUGUCGGAGGACAGUCCGACCAAGAAAAAGAAGGCGGGACGACCACCCCGUGUCGAUAAGAAGGUGAAGGAACCAAAGGUCAAGAUUGUUCCAAGUGGGGGAACGAAACCGGGGAGGGGACGACCCCCAAAGAAUCGAGAUGCUACUGCCGUAGCAAAACCGGUAGUUUACAAAGAACCGGAUUCACCAUCACCGCCACCACAACCGGUCAUCGUUAUUCCGAAUCCGAAACGUUCCUCGUCCCGAGUGACGAGAAGUUCGGCGAGGUAUGGAAGUGGUGGUGGUGGAGGGGAUGAGGGGACGGUAACAAAUCAAAACGAGGAACCACCACAGGAAUCACAACAAAGUUAUUCGCGUCGUCACGAAGAAGAACAAGAGGCAAGUUCAGCGGCACAUGGACAUCACCACGGCGAAGACACGUUAAAGAAACUCGAGGAAGAUGCCGAGUUUCAAAAAUUGUCACAAAUGCUGUCCUCCAUGGAGGACGAGGGACAAGAGCAGCAGCAGCAACCACCACCACAACAGCAAGAAACUUAUGCAAAUUCUUCUUCCUUCGGUGGCGGUGGGAAUACGACCUAUUUCGUCCCUCCACCCUUGACAACGCCACCUCCUUCUCAGCCAAGUAAGAAAUCUGACAUCCGCUCCAUUUUAGAGGACGAUUGGAACGAAUCAUAUGAAGAGGAGAGUCCCCGGAAAGCCAAUCUGGGUCAAAUCAGUCCCCCAAAAGUGUCACGAUUUGAUCCGAGUGCAUUCAUGCCGGAAGAAGAAGAAGGUCAAGUUCAACAUCAUCAUCAUCACCGUCACCCUCGACAUCGUCACCUCCACCAGCACCUUGAAGACCAAGAAGACAAUGGUGGGGGUCACAGUCUGGGUUACGACGUGUCGUCAUCCUCCUCCAUGGAAGCUCCAUUGCGACCAAUUCCACUCUACCCUCCGGCGGCCGGGAACGGAACAAAUUUUAAUAUAAAUUCGUCCCCUUACGCCAUGAAGAACUUAUUGAGUGGCGGAAACGAUUUUGCGGUGGACAUGUCGACAUCACAGAAAUCCGAAGAUGCAACAGCUUCUUCCGUGUCGUCAAAUUCUCAGCAGUACUUUGAUUCGCAGAGUAGUAGCCAAAAUUUCGACGAGUUGAUGAACUUAUCGCCUCAGAAGAAGGCAGCACCUGCUGCGCCAUCAUCAGUGGUUACGGCGGCAGUCGCUCCUCCGCCGCCCAAGAAAGCGUCGAUUUUCAAAAGUAGGGCGAAAACGGAUAAGCCUCCCACCAAGAAUGCUGUAUAUAAGCAUACCUUCGGCCAAGUGGAUAAGCCCGAGGGGAGUGAAGAGAGCAAAACUGCGGCGCAUAAUCCUCCCGGAACCACACUGUUUGAAGAUUUCUUUGACGACGGUGGCGACGACGCUUCUGGUGAAAGUAAUCUUACUCUGAGGAAAGUUCGUAUCUCGUCGUCCCAACCGACCGGAUCGCAGGGUGGGGAUGACGCCGACAGUGGAGAUGAAGAUGGAGACACGAAAGUUUUGUGUCGCAGAGGCGCCAAGAAGUUGUUCACGGUUGUGAGAAAUGUCAAAGCGGGACACGAGUUGCAAGAGAGUGGCGAAUUUCAUGAAUUUGAUGGCGAUGUGAUGUACAUUUUGGACGAUUUGAAGGAUAAGCAUCCAAUAAAUAAUCGCUGCUUAUCAGCCAUCACCCUCGCCGGGCGCUGUAUGGACCAAGCUUUCCGGAUGCACCUUCGCGCGCACGGGACGGUGACGGAAUUUUGUCGCGAGCUGCACGACUCUCCCUCGCAUCCUGUUCUUUCCCUUUUGGCCGCCACCGUGCUUUUCGUCCUCUCCCAAGAUCGCCUCAAUAUGGACUUGGACACCGAAAGUCUCAAACUUAUCCUCGCCCUGACCAAGUCCGACUUCGGGCCAGAUGGUGGUGACGACGGAGGAGAGAACGUGGAAAAUGCUAAAAAUCGUCAACGCGUUAUCCAACUUUGUUCCGAAAUGAAGGCGCGGGGACACGCGAAGCAUCUGAAUUUGGAGAAAAUUACGGCAUCGGAAUUAGCGCUCGAAACGUUGCUAUACUUGACUUCGAAACGUGCCGGUGAAUGGGUGAAGCACGAGCUGCGAACGCUUGGCGGCUUGGACUCGAUCGUAGGUGAGGUCGAGUCCUGUUUCAACUCGGUCGUGGAGGAGAUUUCGGCUGAAAAGUGGGAUGAAGUUGUCAACGAGCGGUUACGGAAGAUUGACCGCUGCUUAGAAGUCUUGGGCAGAGUGACGUUCAACCAUGAAGAUAAUCAGAGGUAUUUAAUGCAAGUUUCGACCCGCCACGUGGAGGGUGGUCUGCCCGUCAAAUGCACGCCCGCCUCGCCCACCGUAUUUUUAGAAAUGUUUCGCUUCUGUCGCGAAUUUUUGAUGCGGUCCGACCAAAGUAUGGCGAACAGCGAACAGGUCGUCAUGAUCAGGGAGAUUUUGUUCCUCUUGUUACGUCUCCUCGUAAAUUUGUCCCACGAUUACAGAGGGAUUGUUUUAGGGAGUGAAAUCAUGAUGGAAGUUCCCGGAUUUUUGGAACUCUGUCUCCAUUCCAUCUUCGAAAUGACGAAGCACUUUCCAGACGAGAAAGUUUUUGAUCUCCUGAUGCACUCACUGUGUCUCCUGCUCAACCUGGUAGAAACGAGUCGUAAAAAUCGGUCGAGAAUUUUACAAGCCACACUGGCCAUGAGUUCCAACUCGACGCCGUUUUCCAUCUCGACGACAUCCUGUCUGACAGACUCUGCGGAUUACGUCCCCCUGUUGGACGCCCUCAUCGAGAUGUUUCUGCAUCGCGAGAGAUCCGCCAAGACGGAGGAGCAGCACACCGACAACAUUCUGACGACGGGGGAGAAGGAGACGAAAAAGAGGACAGAGCCAAAGUCGCAAGGUGACUCCCAAGAGGAUAAAGACGGUGGGGGUGGUUCCGUUCAGGAUACGAUCGACCAGUUGAUCUCUACUGCAGGAAAGCACAUGGAGAACAGUUUGAUCGCCGCUUAUAUCUCGUUACUCAUCGGAUUCUUAGUUAUGGACGAUUUGCCAUACGUGGAGAAAGUACGAGACGCUAUGCCAAAUCGAGCCCUCCUCCCACUCAUGGUCGUGCUAAAGAAACUCUUCAACUUUAUGAGCAUUACUUCUUCGGCCUCGGGAAGCACUCGUGGACUAAAAGCCACCGCAAUAGCGUUGAAAUUUUACGCCAAAGUGGACACUGCAUCGGCCGAAGAACUCAAAAAGAUUAUUCCCGAAUAGGAAUAAUAAAGAGUCAAACAAGAAAUAAGAAAUAAUUUUGGAUCGAAAUUAAUAUAAGUACUUCGUUAUUUAGACAAAAAACGAUGACUUCAAUACAUAUGUAAAAGUUGCAUGUAAAUUUUUGGUAUUUGAGCUGUUAAAAAUUAGUUAAGUGUGUAAAAUGCAUGUACAAUUAUGCAAUUUGUUUGAAUUAGGUUAAUUUUUGUGAAACGUAUGCAAUUCUUGUGCAUGAAUGUAAAAACAAUGUGAAAUCACAUUUAAAAUUAGUGAGGGAUUAGCUAAUUAUAAAAUUAAGGUGUAUAACAUAAAUACGUCAAUUAUACGUUGGGAUACCUACAUUUUUGUAAAAUUGAUUUCUGAGGCGUAAAAUAGCAGCCCAAUUAAAAUGUGUACAGCUAAACAAUUAAUUGUUGUUAUAACCUGUAAAUUUAGUGCAGUAUGAAUAUUUAAAUUGACUAAUAAUUAAGUAAUUACACAAUAUAGUACAUGUAAUUAAAUGUAAAAAGAAAAGUACAAUCUUUUUUAAAACUGUAUGUAAAAUGUUACCUUCCGUAAACUUAAAGUACUCAAACAUCCGUGAAAAAAAACUCGGUGAAAAGAUUGAUUGGUAAUUUUGUAUAAAAAAUAGUGUAAAAAAUUGAUAAAUAAUAUGUAACUUAAUUUAACAAGGAGUUAAUUAAUUAAUAAUUAACUAGAUAAUUACUUCCCAAAAAUUGUCUCGUCUUCGAUUUUAUAACAAAGACGGAGCUGUUUCCCAACAUAUUUGACACUUUCCGUUUCGUCACCUUCUUUUAAACCCCUAUACUUUCUGUCAAAGUAAUAAUUUACGUGAUAAGUAUGUCUUAUCAGCAUGUUAAAAGGAUAAGCUACUCGGUCUCCUUCCUGUAAAAAAGACGAUAUGUUUUUUAUGUAAUUGUGGCGUCCUUAAUUACGUAAUUACAUUACUUUGUUAAAGUGCAUUUUUACAAAUUUUGACCACCUUUCAAAAAAUCUUGUUUUCCGUUUAGCAUUUAAAUACAUAUUCAGUUAAAAUGCAUUUAAACAAUUAAGACGUACAUACAUAUUUUAUUAAUGUAUCGAUUUAAUAAAAAACAGAAUUAAUCAACAGACAAA